This is a messenger RNA of Pollicipes pollicipes, 1220 nucleotides long. RefSeq names its product macrophage migration inhibitory factor homolog. The coding region runs from base 78 to 437 and encodes 119 amino acids. NCBI's taxonomy places the organism in Eukaryota, Metazoa, Arthropoda, Thecostraca, Pollicipedomorpha, Pollicipedidae. The transcript is spliced from 3 exons. The record is from RefSeq and is a predicted model, not a curated record. Gene Ontology annotation, molecular function: phenylpyruvate tautomerase activity.
UCAGCUCGGCUGGCCAGUUGGCACGUCGUCGGUGACGAGAACGCUUUGGGUUUGCCACGGACGCUUGGAGAAACGCCAUGCCGGUUUUCGAGAUUGACACGAACGUCGCCGAGGCGAACAUCACGCCACAAGUGGUCAUGGAGCUCACAGAGCUGCUUGCUAAGCUCCUGGGGCUGGAUGUGAAGUACAUGACGGUGAUCUUCCGUCCCAACCCACGCAUGAUGUGGGCUGGUACGCCGGAGCCCUGCGCCGUCUGCCGCCUCACUGCCAUCCACAACGUCAACGAAGAGGCCAACCGAAGGUUCACUGAAAAGGUGUUCAAGUUCAUGAACGACAAACUCGGCCUGCCUGGAAACAGGAUGUAUAUCCUCUUCUACAGCCCUGCCGCCAACCACGUGGGCUUUACUGGACGCCUGUUCUCCGACCUGAAGCUGUAGAGCCGCUGUCACCGUUCCGCAGAUGGUCAUUCAAUACCACGUACAAGGAGACCAAAUUACAUGCAAAUGCUCUCGUCUGCUGUGUUCCGCGUCAUGUACCGUCUUUGUCACCUGUGAUGCGUUGAUGUUCGGAAUGACGCCGGCAGUUAUGAGACGUUCUUCGCUGUCUCUCAUCGGUGCCACACCCGCAUUCUUUGGUACCCCGUCUUCAAUGCGUUAAGAUUAGACGUAAUCGAACAACUUCUGGUUUGCUUUAGAUAUUCACUGCUGUUUUCGUUGAAACCUGAAACGUCGCACUCUUCCAGUGAGGGCGUAACUCGUGGGUCCAACCAACGAAUUUCUGGUUAUUUUUAGCCGACGUGCUGAUCUGGCGCAACUGAUGCAAGUCAAAUUUGUGUCCGGGGUCUUGUGGUAUUGAUUUUUAGCUGCAAUGAUUGCCACCCAUUUUUGCCAUUGCAUUUUCAAGCUGAGUCAGAUAUCUGAAACUUAAAACGUUGGUGUGUGUCUCUGACAAACAGAACGGUACUGUUGCCAUUUUUGGCGCAAGCGCUCCACUCAACUUCCACCGAAGCGAGGUUUUUUGUUUGCGAGCCAGGAGCUGAGAUGAAGCUAAAGGCACCGUCUCGCCGUCAGGGACAUACGGGAGGGGUGUCUCAGCAAGCAGCUGCCGCGCAAUAUUGCGCGUAAUUAUCAUGCAAUGUCACAUUUGAAGCAUCCUACCAAUCAGUUAAAAAAGAGUUUUGGUGGGACCCGCCUGCUUUUCAAAUACACCGCUAGAAGAGU